Molecule: messenger RNA, 2013 nt
Organism: Neopelma chrysocephalum (saffron-crested tyrant-manakin)
Lineage: Eukaryota; Metazoa; Chordata; Aves; Passeriformes; Pipridae
Gene: TRDMT1
Product: tRNA aspartic acid methyltransferase 1
Exons: 11
Coding region: 93-1346 (417 amino acids)
Molecular function (GO): methyltransferase activity
Source: RefSeq, a predicted model, not a curated record
AACUUAAAAGGUUUAUUGAAAGAGUACAUGUACCUCAAACGUAUUUAUUGAUGUUGUUUUUUCAUAAUGAGAAGUAGUAUACUUCUAAAAUAAUGUGUUCAGUUCCUGUAAGAGACUCAGGCAGUGGUGGGGGUGCUCAGCAGCUUGGCUUGGGCUGUGUUGCUGUAGCUGAGGAACUUGCUGGCCACAGAGACCAGCAGAGCGCAGAAAGCUGCACAGAUGCAGAAGUUGUUGCUGCUGUUGAUGUGAACACUCUUGCCAAUGAUGUUUAUAAGCACAACUUUCCCAGCACGCCAUUAUGGGCAAAGACUAUUGAGGGCAUAACACUGAAAGAAUUUGACAGAUUAUCUUUUGAUAUGAUUUUGAUGAGUCCUCCCUGUCAGCCAUUUACAAGAAUUGGCCUGCAAGGUGAUGUAUCAGAUCCACGGACAAAGAGCUUUCUCUAUAUCCUUGAUAUUCUACCAAGGCUUCAAAAGCUUCCAAAAUACCUACUUUUAGAAAAUGUUAAAGGAUUUGAAUCCUCUUCUGCAAGAAAUGAACUUUUGCGAACACUUGCAACAUGUGGAUUUCAAUACCAAGAAUUUCUCUUGUCUCCAACCUGUCUUGGCAUUCCCAAUUCUAGACUGCGAUAUUUUCUAAUUGCAAAGCUUCACCAUGAACCAUUUUCCUUUCAAGCUCCUGGUCAGAUAUUGACAAGAUUCCCAGAUCAGUAUCCAGAAGACUUACACAAGGACAAAGUUGCUGACAAAGUGGGUGAAACUAGUUCUUCCUUGUGUUCUGAAGAGAAGAAUCUGGAUCCAAACAUUGGUCCAGAUUGCAGCAGCAAGAAGAGUUUACCAAAAAGGACCUUUCUUUUUAAGCUUGAAACAGUAGAAGAAAUGGAAAGGAAACAUGAUCAGGAUAAUGACUGCUCUGUUCAAAUGUUAAAAGAUUUCUUGGAAGAGGAAAAUGAAGAAAUGAGUCGGUAUUUUUUACCACCAAAGUCCUUAUUGCGCUAUGCUUUCUUGCUAGACAUUGUUAAACCCACCUGCCGGAGAUCCACGUGCUUUACAAAAGGGUAUGGACACUAUGUAGAGGGGACAGGCUCAGUUCUGCAGACAGCAGUAGAUGUACAGCUUGAAUCAGUGUUUAAACAUAUUGAGGAGUUACCAGAAGAAGAGAAGCUUAUGAAAUUGUCAACACUAAAACUGAGGUACUUUACUCCAAGAGAAAUAGCAAAUCUUCAUGGAUUCCCUUUGGAAUUUGGCUUUCCUGAAAAAGUAACAAUAAAGCAAUGCUAUCGUCUUCUGGGAAACAGCCUCAAUGUACAUGUGGUGGCAAAAUUGAUCUCCAUUCUACUUGGAUAAUUUAGAACCUGAAUCUGACGCAUAUGGACUGGUGACAGAAAAUACUUCCAUCUUUCAAAAGAAAGAUGAUAGAAGCUGAACAAAAAUCAGAGCUUACCAAAGUAUAUGUCCAUGCAUUUUGCUGAACAGUUCUGAUAUUUUUAAUGACUUGCUUUCAUGAUGGAUUUGAACUGUAGAGGUGUUUUAUUUAAAUGGACAUUUCCAGGACUUGAUUGCUUUAUUUAAAUGUCCUUUUUACUUUGCAAAAUGAAAAGGGGCAGCAUUUACAAAUACUUCAAUUAAAUUGGAUAAGACUACUUUAUUUUAUCUUAAAACCAUUUUCUCAUUAUGGCAUGAAAAGGCUCUAAGUGUCAAAACCAUUUUAAUUAAGUGCAGAGACCAAGUUCUAUGUGUAAAAUGUCUUCAUCUGUAAAUAUGAGUUUUCCAUUCUGAAAAGAUGUGCUGUAUAUAUGUUCUGAACUUUUGAUAUGCUUUUUGUAGCUCAUGAAACUGUUAAAUUCAGUAUUUUGUAUACAAUUUUUAAGAAGACACAGUGUUAUUCUUUAGGGUUGUCUCAUCCUCUCUAAAUACUUGUAGGAUUCUGGAACCCAACUCUAUCUGUCUGGAAUGAUUUGCUUAGGUGCAGCUGAAUAAAAAUAUUUCAAGAUUAUCACAACCCUGACAAUAA